UUUAAUAUGUGAUUAUUUUUUCUGGGUUUAUAUGAUUGGUUCUCGAUCAGUUCUUAAUUUAAGGAACAGAGUUUCUAUGUUAUCUUAUGUUGUUUUGUUUUGUCAGGUGUUUUAGGUUCCUUUUGUUCUUUGCUAUAUUUUUGUUAGUGUAUUUAUGCAGCAGAAGAGGGAAAGAUGUAUAUUUGAAAAAAAUUUAUUAUAAAAUAUUUAUUAGUGGGGCAAAGGAGUGUAGGUGUAGGUUUAAUUUGAUGGCUGGAAUUGGACUGUUGUUUGAAGAUAUUAGGAAGUUUUUAUUAGCUGUAGCUUAAAUUCGAGGUUAGAAUGUUUGAUCAAACCCAAACAUAUUCUGUUAUUGAGCCAUACUGAUGACAUGGAUCUUAAUUUGGUUUUUAUGGAAUUUGUGCCAGAUGGCAACCAAUUUCUUUGGCAUGCAUACUGCCCGUUAAUGAUUCGUUUGAAGGGUGAUUUAGGCUUCUUUGCAGACAAACCUAUGAGGCAUUCACAAUAGGGAUUUUUGAGGGAAUUUGCAGGUUAUUGUGAUGCUGGAAAUAACACCGCUUGUGGUUGCUAUUAUAAUCUGAAAGAAUCUUGGUUGACGAUUACUCUGAAUUCCUCUGUUGGCACUUUCGCUGUAGUUGUAUGCUUUGGUAGAUGAUUUAAAGGGACUUAUAUAUAAUUCAUGGAUGACUAUUCUUGUAAGAGAGCUGGUGAUGGAUCCCUUGUCCCCAGAAAGGGAUCUGCCCAUGUUUUGAGAGAUUCUGCUAAUAACAGAGAUCAAAAAGCUCAAUUUUGCAACCGAAUUGGAUGCAGUGGCAGACUGAACUCUAGUAAAGGUGCUCAAAUCAGUUCAGAAAAAGCCAAAUCUUCAAGGCCAAGACCGUUAUUUUCAUCUUCCGCAGGUGGCAAGGAAACAAUUGGAAGCUCGUCUAGGACUUGCUCUGUAAUCACCAAGCCUAGAAACUCCUUACAGGAGCCUCGGAAAAAGUUUUCUUCUCGACUAGAAGCAGAUUCCUCUGAAACUGGGAGUGUUCAGGAUGAGCCUGAAGGGAUACCACCUUCUGGAAGGAUUAAACUAGACAUUUCCCCAUCUGAUGGAGCUGGUUCAAGUGACAUCACCUCAAUGGAAGUUGGAAGCUCCGGUAUAUCAACAAAUACAAGAUCUCGUAGGAAUUUUCAUCAGAAAUCAGGAUUCGUAAACCCUGAAACUGUAGUGGGCUCACCUGUUUCUUUGGCAUCUAAAAGCACAAUCCAGGGGACGCGUGUGAGUGCCAGCAGGUAUGGUCUCAAAAAUCUUAGAUGCAACACAGUAUCUGAUGCUGCCUCUUCAGGUUCUUCAUCAUCAGAUUCAAAUCUAAGUAGAAGGAAAGACAUGGUCAAAAGGAGAGUUUGUGAUGUAGAAAGUAGUUCCUCUGCCAGAGGGAAGAAGAUGAUCGGAUCAUCAUUAGAAGGGCGGAGUGCUAGUUCAAGUCCCGGUAUCUCCAUUUCUGAUUCAAGGCGAUCCAGAACUGGACCUUUGAACAGGGAUAGCAGCGCAGCAUCAGGUAGGACUCGAAGACCACUCAGUGGCUACGCAGGGGCAAGGUUUUCUAACCAAGGAGGUGGAAACAAUUUAUCAGCAAAUGAGAUCCCAUUAAUGUCUCAACCUGAUAUAUCCCUGGAUUUGAAUGCUCCCAGUUCAUCACACCAGUUCUCUAUGGAAGCCUCUUUAAGUCGCCCAAGUUCUUAUAGUCGACCUGGCAGUAGAAGUUAUAGUCGACCUGGCAGUAGAAGUGGGAGUUUACGGGGUAUUACGCCAUCCAGUCCAGCAGAAGCUAGUAAUGCCCGAUCUUUAAUGAAUCGAGAGAGCUUCCGGCACCACAACAUGGAUGGAAUUGCUGAGGUAUUAUUGGCACUUGAGAGGAUUGAACAAGAUGAAGAGCCAACAUACGAGCAAUUGCUUGUUUUGGAGACCAAUUUGGUCCUUAGUGGACUGAACUUCUAUGAUCUACACAGAGAGAUGAGACUGGAUAUUGACAAUAUGUCGUAUGAGGAAUUAUUAGCUCUUGAAGAGAGAAUGGGUACUGUGAGCACGGCACUAACAGAGGAAGCAUUUUCAGAAUGCCUUAAGACUAGCAUUUAUGAGUCCACUCCUAUGGAGGAUGCGACUACAAAUCUUGAAGGGGAUAAAGAUGACAUCAGAUGCAGCAUCUGUCAGGAAGAGUAUGCUGACGGAGAUGAAGUGGGAAGGUUACCAUGUGAGCAUAGAUAUCAUGUGGCCUGCAUACAUCAAUGGCUGAGUCUGAAAAAUUGGUGCCCUAUUUGCAAGACAUCGGCAGCUCCCUCCUCCUCAUCCUCGUCACCACUGCCAUCCUUGUAAUCGAUUAAUGAAUUAGAUGCAGGCGACUGACUUUUCCAUUUUGUACAAAAAAAGUCUGUCCCCUUCCAUAUAUUUCUUUGAUAAGUUUUCUUUUAUGUACAUAACAAUUCUCUUUCAAAAGACUAAUAAGUUCAGGCUCUGUAAAGCCUCCACAGUCAUAGGUCAAUUGUCUACCCAAAACAAAAGAAACACGAAUGAAAAUUUCAUGGUUUGUUUCUGGCCUUUUGGGACAAAUAUGGUCUUUCAAAGUGAUGUACUUGUUCCUUGAUUGACCAAUUUUCAAGGCAUUUAAGAUUACUUUCGGCA
Molecule: messenger RNA, 2662 nt
Organism: Populus trichocarpa (black cottonwood)
Lineage: Eukaryota; Viridiplantae; Streptophyta; Magnoliopsida; Malpighiales; Salicaceae
Product: E3 ubiquitin-protein ligase MBR2
Exons: 6
Coding region: 680-2356 (558 amino acids)
Molecular function (GO): ubiquitin protein ligase activity
Source: RefSeq, a predicted model, not a curated record